Molecule: messenger RNA, 483 nt
Organism: Cladophialophora carrionii CBS 160.54
Lineage: Eukaryota; Fungi; Ascomycota; Eurotiomycetes; Chaetothyriales; Herpotrichiellaceae
Exons: 4
Coding region: 1-483 (160 amino acids)
Source: RefSeq, a predicted model, not a curated record
AUGAAUAUUCCACCCUACGUCUGUUGCUUCCUUUUCCUCAACACGGUAGGCAACCUGAUCCACAGGGGAUGGAUCCGACCUUGGACCUGCGCCGUCGCCAUCGAAAGCACUACCAUCGUCUGCUACAUCAUCCUCGUCACCGUCCACAGCCCCGUGGUCAAAUACAUUGCCCUGAUUGUCGCCGUGUCUUGCGCCGGCUCGGCAUACCCUGUCAUCUGGCCAGAGCGGAUCCGAGCCCUCGAGGGGACCGUCGCCGCGGGCGUCGGCAUAGGCUUGACCAAUGCUUGUGCGCAAUGGAGCGGCAUCGUCGGCCCGCAUGUGUAUUCGACCAUCUAUGGGCCGACGUACCACAAGUCCUACGGCCAGGGCGUACGUUUAGGCUGGACCAGCGGUCGAACAGUCCCCGUCUGCAACACAACAUGGGGAUACGACAUUGUCGAUAUGCAAAUGAACCUUGGAAGGAACGGCAACGACCAGGACUAG